Suricata suricatta (meerkat) is the source of this 1167-nucleotide messenger RNA. RefSeq names its product cathepsin L1-like. Gene Ontology annotation, molecular function: cysteine-type endopeptidase activity. Gene Ontology annotation, biological process: immune response. Bases 1 to 1008 code for a protein of 335 amino acids. The record is from RefSeq and is a predicted model, not a curated record. Lineage: Eukaryota; Metazoa; Chordata; Mammalia; Carnivora; Herpestidae. The transcript is spliced from 7 exons. Gene Ontology annotation, cellular component: lysosome.
AUGCAUCCUUUUGUCUUCCUGACUGCCCUUUGCUUUGUCUCAGCUACUCUAGAAUUUCAUAAAACUUUAGAUGCACAAUGGAUCCGGUGGAAGGAGACACAUGGGAAGCAGUACGACAUGGUUGAAGAAUGCAGAAGAGGGGUGUGGGAGAAGAACAUGAAAAUGAUUACACAGCACAAUCAAGAAUACUACCAAGGGAAACACAGCUUCUUGAUGGCAAUGAAUGGCUUUGGUGACAUGACCAAUGAAGAAUUCAGGCACAUGAUGAGUGGCCUUAAAAUGCAGAAGAAUGAGACUGGGGAAGUGUUUAAAAUCCCUUUCUGUGCUGGUACUUCUGUACCUGUGGACAAGAAACAAACAGCUGCUAUAAGCCCUACUGAGACCUUUAUAAUUUGUUUUCAGGGUCGGUGUGCUUCUGGCUGGGCUUUUAGUGCAACUGGUGCCCUUGAAGAACAGAUGUUCCGGAAAACUGGCAAACAUGUAUCCCUGAGUGUGCAGAACCUCCUGGAUUGCUCUUGGGCUGAGGGCAAUGAGGGCUGCAAUGGUGGUCUAAUGAGUAAUGCCUUCCAGUAUGUUAGGAACAACGGAGGCCUGGACACAGAAGAAUCCUAUCCAUAUGUUGCAAGAGAUGGACCCUGCAAAUACAGGCCCGAGCAUUCUGCUGCCAAUAUCACUGCCUUUCAGACCAUCCCUCGGAAGGAGAAGAUCCUCAUGAUGAUACUGAGAAAAAUAGGGCCUGUCUCUGCAGCUAUAGAUGCAAGUUUGGAUACCUUCCGGUUCUAUAAACGAGGCAUUUAUUAUGAUCCAAAGUGCAGCAGUGAAGACCUGAAUCACGGUGUCCUGGUGAUUGGCUAUGGCUUUCAAGGAAAAGAAUCAGAUAACAAAAAAUACUGGUUUGUCAAGAACAGCUGGGGCACUGACUGGGGCAUGAAUGGCCACAUAAAAAUAGCCAAAGACCGGAACAACCACUGUGGAAUCACCUCCAUGGCCAGCUUUCCUAUCGUGUGAGAUGGUGGUGAGGAAGAAGGCCUUGACUGGCAACAGAAUCUCCAGAAGCUGAAUUCUACUGUAAAGUUGAUCACAUUUUAUUGUGUUGGGUAUGACACUUGAAUCACUGAAGAUCCAAGUUGUGACUGGAUUCUGUGACUGUUUACACUGCUCUUUAAU